Molecule: messenger RNA, 369 nt
Organism: Penicillium macrosclerotiorum
Lineage: Eukaryota; Fungi; Ascomycota; Eurotiomycetes; Eurotiales; Aspergillaceae
Exons: 3
Coding region: 1-369 (122 amino acids)
Source: RefSeq, a predicted model, not a curated record
AUGUCAUCACCAAAUCCUUCUAAGAGCAAGAAUGACGAAAACCUGAAGCUUCUUGUGAGCUGCAUUGUCAAUAGCGAGCAUCGCAAGCUCUUGAAGGUUGACUGGGACGUGGUCGCUAAAGAUGUUGAUGUACCCACUAGUGGCGCAGCUCGAAAGCGCUACGAGCGUGUUAUGAAUAGUUUUGGUUACACUGUCUGUGGCUCUUCUAAGAGCUCCCCCAAACCUGGUACUCCCUCGAAGCGCGGCACUGUCGAUAAAGUCGAUGAACCGGAGCAGACAACCCCGAAGCCUACCAAGAAGCGCAAGCAUCGGAGCCUUCUAACCGGCGCCAGGGAUGCCGAGCCCGAGAAGGAGCAAGAGACUGAGUGA